Molecule: messenger RNA, 1594 nt
Organism: Galeopterus variegatus (Sunda flying lemur)
Lineage: Eukaryota; Metazoa; Chordata; Mammalia; Dermoptera; Cynocephalidae
Gene: SPATA20
Product: spermatogenesis associated 20
Exons: 9
Coding region: 41-1402 (453 amino acids)
Biological process (GO): carbohydrate metabolic process
Source: RefSeq, a predicted model, not a curated record
CUCCACGGACCGCCAGUGGCACGUCCCCCACUUCGAGAAGAUGCUCUGUGACCAGGCACAGCUUGCAGUGGUCUAUUCACAGGCCUUCCAGAUCUCUGGUGAUGAAUUCUACUCUGACGUUGCCAAAGGCAUCCUGCACUAUGUGGCUCGGAGCCUGAGCCACCGGUCUGGAGGCUUCUACAGUGCGGAGGAUGCAGACUCACCCCCAGAGCGGGGCAUGCGGCCCAAAGAGGGUGCCUUCUACUUGUGGACCGUCAAGGAGGUCCAGCAACUCCUCUCUGAGCCUGUGCUGGGCGCCACGGAGCCGCUGACCUCAGGCAAGCUCCUCAUGAAGCACUACGGACUCACGGAGGCCGGCAACAUCAGCUCCAGUCAGGACCCCAAGGCGGAGCUACAGGGCCAGAACGUGCUGACCGUCCGGUACUCGCUGGAGCUGACGGCCGCCCGCUUCGGCUUGGGCGUGGAGGCUGUCCAGACCAUGCUCAACACCGGGCUGGAGAAGCUCUCGCAGGCCCGGAAACAUCGGCCGAAGCCGCACCUGGACAGCAAGAUGCUGGCUGCCUGGAACGGUCUGAUGGUGUCUGGCUAUGCUGUGACCGGGGCUGUCCUGGGGCAGGACAGGUUGAUCAACUAUGCCACCAACGGUGCCAAGUUCCUGAAGCGGCACAUGUUUGACGUGGCCAGCGGCCGCCUGAUGCGCACCUGCUAUGCCGGAUCUGGGGGGACCGUGGAGCACAGUAACCCGCCCUGCUGGGGCUUCCUGGAGGACUACGCCUUCGUGGUGCGGGGCCUACUGGACCUGUACGAGGCCUCGCAGGAGAGCUCGUGGCUCGAGUGGGCUCUGCGGCUGCAGGACACGCAGGACAGGUUCUUCUGGGACUCCCGGGGCGGUGGCUACUUCUGCAGCGAGGCCGAGCUGGGGGCUGGCUUGCCCCUGCGGCUGAAGGACGACCAGGAUGGUGCUGAGCCCAGUGCCAAUUCCGUGGCGGCCCACAACCUGCUUCGGUUGCAUGGCUUCACGGGCCACAAGGACUGGAUGGACAAGUGCGUGCGCCUAUUGACCGCAUUCUCUGAGCGCAUGCGCCGUGUCCCGGUGGCAUUGCCCGAGAUGGUCCGCGCCCUCUCAGCUCACCAGCAGACCCUCAAGCAGAUCGUGAUCUGUGGAGACCGCCAGGCCAAGGACACCAAGGCUCUGGUGCAAUGUGUCCAUUCCAUUUACGUCCCUAACAAGGUGCUGAUUCUGGCCGAUGGGGACCCCUCGAGCUUCCUGUCCCGCCAGCUGCCCUUCCUGAGUACCCUGCGACGGCUGGAAGACCGGGCCACUGCCUAUGUGUGUGAGAAUCAGGCCUGCUCCAUGCCCAUCACUGAGCCCUGCGAACUACGAAAACUGCUCCAUCAGUGACUUUCCCGACCCCGUUGGGCUGGGGCGGAAGGUGGAGCUUCCCGACUGACCAGAUGCUCAGGCCCUGCAGGGCCCUGCAGAACCUGCGGUUAUCCCUGAGCACCCUGUCACCAGGUGACCUUGGCCCCCCUCGCUGCCCUGCCAUGGGCACCCACUCACCCUGGAAUAAACCUAACAGUGUCCCGUGGUAAA